UCGAAUGGCGUUUCUUGGAGCUUCCGGUGUUGGCUACUGAAGCACGCAAUCUUCCGAUGGAGCCGGCGACGGAGAAGAUGAAGAGGGCGCCCUCCAGCCUACUGCUGCGGCGCAUCACGGACAUCUGCAAGGUGCGCUCCGUCGGCGUCGCGCCGACCGUCCGCGAGAAGCUCAAGGCCGACGGCAGCGCCACCGGGGAGAGCAGCGAAGACGGUGCACUCCUGAAAGUCCAUCCGCAUCAGGUGUCCGACCAUGAGAGUGUCUCUGAAUGCUCCUCCGUUCGCUGCGAGGAAGCGUUUGUCGAGAGGCUUCUGGACGCGAUUUCUGGCCUCAAAAUGAAUUAUGUUAAGCUUCAGCAAGCUCUUAUGCCAUAUGAUCCUGAAGAGAUUAUGAUCGCUGAUGAGUGUUUUACAUCGGAGCUUCAAGAAACUGCCGGGUUGAAGGAUCUGUAUGUCGGCAUGAACAAAUGGAGAAAUCCAAUGUACCAUUGUUAUAUGACCUCCAGAAUUCAGGAGCAACAGAAGUUGGCCGUGGAGUUGCAGGCUGGCAUGUGCAAGAGAGACUCUGAAAUUGUUUGUUUGCGAGCGGAGUUGGAUGAACUGGAAAGGAAGAACAUGGAACUGAAGGAGAAGAUCGGUCAGAAUGUGUUGCAUAAAGAAGGAAGGUUUGUAAUUGGCAUGGGAGUAUCAACGGAUAUGUUCAUGGAAUUGUACGAGUUUUCUUCAAAGUCCAUCCAUGAUUUUGCAAAACUCAUCAUCCGUUGGAUGAAACUUUCUCUAUGGAACCUCGGCGACCUAACAUUCCCAAAAGACAAUUCUGUUGUCUAUGAGAAAAGGUCUCACAAGAAGUAUGCUGUUGAGGCCUAUUUUGCUUGUAUGAUGCUAAUGGGGGAGAAAGAGGACUAUCUUUCGCUGGAUAACUUUGAUUAUGUCAUGAGUUUCAGGGAUCCUUUUGAUGCUCUUGUGAACGCCCCAAACUCUUGUUUUGGGAGAUUCUGUCGAGCAAAGUAUCUAGCUACUGUGCCCACUAUUAUGGAGGAUUCAUUCUUUGGAAAUUUGGAUCAUAGAUCAUUUGUUCAGAAUGGCGGCCAUCCAAGGACACCAUUUUAUCAGGCAUUUGUGACUAUGUCACGAUAUGUAUGGGCGUCACUGACCGUUGCACGUUCUCUGAAUCCAAGAGCUGAAAUGUUCCAUGUCAAGAGUGGUACUAGAUUUCGAAGUAAACACAUGGAAUGUGUUCCAGCCAAAAUAACCACAGAAGAAGACAAUGCUAAUGUUGGGUUUACAGUAAUGCCAGGGUUUAAGAUUGGAUGCACUAUCAUCAGGUGCAGGGUCUAUGUGUCUCUGAUCAACUCAAGAAGCUUCUAAACACGUCAUAUAGCUACAGAAUUAGGUAAGCAGAAAGUUAGCUCUAUAUAUAGUAUUUCUAGUGACUUGAGUUUUUGUUGAGCUCCUCAUGUAUUAGUCUAGGGGCAUAAUCUAAUAGAUAGAUUAGAGUGUUAACUUGUUUUGAAAUAUUUGUUGUUAUGUUGAACAUUUCAGCCGUUCAGGUUUAUUUAUGUGAUUCCUUUGUUCAUGAGCAAAUGGAUCAAUCAAAGAAGAAAAAUGUGGACC
Oryza brachyantha (malo sina) is the source of this 1613-nucleotide messenger RNA. Its product is annotated as protein GRAVITROPIC IN THE LIGHT 1-like. Bases 57 to 1367 code for a protein of 436 amino acids. Lineage: Eukaryota; Viridiplantae; Streptophyta; Magnoliopsida; Poales; Poaceae. The transcript has 2 exons. Gene Ontology annotation, biological process: negative gravitropism; response to red or far red light. The record is from RefSeq and is a predicted model, not a curated record.